Messenger RNA from Populus trichocarpa (black cottonwood), 2903 nucleotides. Its product is annotated as pentatricopeptide repeat-containing protein At1g79490, mitochondrial. Lineage: Eukaryota; Viridiplantae; Streptophyta; Magnoliopsida; Malpighiales; Salicaceae. The transcript has a single exon. The record is from RefSeq and is a predicted model, not a curated record. Bases 218 to 2740 code for a protein of 840 amino acids. Gene Ontology annotation, molecular function: protein binding.
CAGAAAACCUAAAACAAAUAACUAAUUGGUCGUGAUGCCUUCGCAGCCUCGCAGGUAACUCUAUCAAUACUCGAGAAGCACCAUAGGGUUUUAGCUUUCUUCUUCUCAACAACAGAGGGUUUUAGCUUGGGCUUUGAAGAGGAUAUACAGAGAGCCACGAGAGUGUAAAACCAUAAGGUAAGAAUUUCCAAGCCCUGACCUUUUCAUUUUGAAUUCAAUGUUUCACAUUCAUCGCAGUAGACUCUACCCUAGAAAUCUUUAUACCCUCACCAAAAACCAUAGCUCCAGGUCUUCAUUUCUAACCCCCAAUGUCCAAAACUCUAAUUCACACACAAAUGCAGCAGUUAAUAGUUUGAAUAAGUUCAGUUUUUUCAGUGCUCUAAUGGGUCUCAAUUCAAUUUCCCCAAAGGUAUCCCCAUCAAAAAGCCCCAAUUUGGUUAGUAACGGAGGUCAUGUUAAAGCCAAUAGCUUUGUGAGAAAUUACUGUGCUGGAAAGAAUGGUGAAGCUGGGUCUGGUGAAUGGACUGAGGAUAUAGAAUAUUUAGAUGAGUCAGGGAGUGUUAUUUAUAGUGGUAAAGGUAUAAGGUCAGUUGAGCCGGGAGUUGAUGACCAUGUUAUGAUUGGUGGGCUAAAGAAGCCGAUUUUGAAUGCUUCUGCCGUUGCAAAGAUAGUUGAGGUUGUUAAGAGGUGGAAAUGGGGGCCAGAAUUGGAGACCCAAUUGGACAAGUUACAGUUCGUGCCAAAUAUGACUCAUGUAGUUCAAGCUUUGAAGAUUAUUAAUGAGAGUGAUGCGUUGUUGAGUUUGUUCAAAUGGGCUAAGAGGCAAACUUGGUAUGUGCCAAAUGAUGAGUGUUAUGUGAUGUUGUUUGAUGGGUUGAAUCAAAGUAGAGAUUUUGAUGGGAUUCAGUCUUUGUUUGAUGAGAUGGUUUGUGAUUCAAUCAAGAGUGCAACUCAAUUUAGUGCUUAUAACAGGGUACUCAAGUAUUUGGCUAAGGCAGAGAAGUUGGAGGUGUCAUUUUGUUGUUUCAAGAAGGUUCAGGAUUCAGGCUGUAAAAUUGAUACAGAAACGUAUAAUAUACUCAUGAAGUUGUUUUUGAAUAAGGGCUUGCCAUAUAAGGCAUUUGAGAUAUAUGAGACCAUGGAAGCAGCCCAUUGUUCAUUGGAUGUCUCAACUUAUGAGCUGAUGAUACCAAGCUUGGCAAAAUCAGGUCGUUUGGAUGCUGCUUUUAAGCUUUUCCAAGAGAUGAAAGAAAGGAACUUUCGCCCAAGCCUUGGAAUUUUUUCCUCGCUUGUUGACUCAAUGGGGAAAGCAGGGAGGUUGGAGACAUCGAUGAAGGUUUACAUGGAAAUGCAAGGUUUAGGGCUCAGGCCAUCUGCUAUCAUGUAUGUUUCCUUGAUUGAGUCGUACACCAAGGCUGGGAAAUUGGAUGCUGCUCUCAGGCUUUGGGAUGAGAUGAAGAUAGCUGGCUUUAGGCCUAACUUUGGGUUGUAUACAUUAAUAAUCGAAUCACAUGCUAAGUCAGGGAAGCUCGAUAUUGCAAUGUCCAUCUUUCGAGAUAUGGAGAAGGCUGGAUUUCUACCCACCCCAUCCACCUAUUCAUCUCUUCUUGAAAUGCAUGCUGCUUCUGGACAAGUAGAUGCUGCUAUGAAGCUGUACAAUUCGAUGACCAAUGCAGGUUUGAGGCCAGGUUUGAGCACAUACACUGCCCUUUUGACUCUCUUGGCUCAUAAGAAGCUUGUGGAUGUGGCUGCCAAAAUUUUACUUGAGAUGAAGGCUAUGGGAUUUUCUGUUGAUGUGAGUGCCAGUGAUGUUUUAAUGGUUUACAUUAAGGAUGGUUCUGUUGAUCUUUCUUUGAGGUGGCUGCGUUUCAUGAGUUCAUCAGGGAUAAGAACGAAUAAUUUUAUAAUCAGGCAGUUAUUUGAGUCUUGCAUGAAGAAUGGUUUAUAUGAAUCAGCCAAGCCUCUCCUAGAGACUUAUGUGAACUCUGCUGCAAAAGUGGAUCUCAUACUUUACACAUCAAUUCUUGCCUAUCUUGUUCGAUGCCAAGAAGAGCAGAAUGAGAGGCAUCUGAUGGCAAUCCUUAGUGCUACGAGACAUAAGGCGCAUGCUUUUAUGUGCGGGCUCUUCACUGGCCCGGAACAGAGGAAACAACCAGUUUUAUCCUUUGUGAGGGAGUUUUUUCAGGGCAUUGAUUAUGAGUUGGAAGAGGGAGCUGCAAAGUAUUUUGUGAAUGUUCUGCUCAAUUACCUUGUUCUCAUGGGGCAGAUAAACCGAGCCCGAUGUGUUUGGAAAGUUGCUUAUGAGAAUAAGCUUUUUCCAAAAGCUAUUGUGUUUGAUCAGCAUAUUGCUUGGUCCCUUGAUGUCAGGAACCUGUCUGUGGGAGCUGCCCUUGUAGCGGUUGUGCAUACUCUCCAUAGGUUCAGAAAGCGCAUGCUGUACUAUGGCGUCAUACCAAGGCGGAUCAAAUUGGUUACAGGACCAACUCUACGGAUUGUUGUUGCGCAGAUGUUGAGCUCCGUGGAAUCCCCAUUUGAAGUUAGCAAGGUGGUUCUAAGGGCCCCUGGCGACUCUGUUAUGGAGUGGUUCAAGAAACCAAUUGUUCAGCAAUUUCUUUUGAACGAGAUUCCCUCAAGGGCAGACAUACUCAUGCACAGGCUAAACAUACUUUUUCCUACUUCUGCACCUGAAAUUAGAUCACUGUCCCCUCCGAAACCACUAAUUUCUGCGAAGGCUGUGUAAUUAGCUAUGAUAUUUGAGAUCAUUUCCAGGUGAUGUACUUGCACAUGUUGCUAUAAACCAAGAUACGGCCUUUGAUCAUCGUUUUCUCCACCCAGGUCCUGUGGAGUUACUUUGCAAACUGAUAGUUUGAAAUUCUUAUUCUAAGCCAAAACAAUUAAAUCUC